CCGAUUCAUUGGAUUAGCACCAUGCUGAAGUUCGUGAUCUUGUUGUCUGCCGUUGCCUGCGCCCUGGGAGGCACCAUCCCCGAGGGUCUCCUGCCCCAGCUUGAUGGCCGCAUUGUCGGAGGUAGCGCUACCACCAUCUCCAGCUUCCCCUGGCAGAUCUCCCUGCAGCGUAAUGGCGGCCACUCCUGCGGUGGCUCCAUCUACUCCGCCAAAGUCAUCGUGACCGCCGCUCACUGCCUGCAAUCCGUGUCCGCCUCCGCCCUGAAGGUCCGUGCUGGAUCCUCCUACUGGAGCUCCGGCGGCACCCUGGUCAGCGUAUCCUCCUUCCGCAACCACGAGGGCUACAACGCCAACACCAUGGUCAACGACAUCGCUGUCAUUCACCUUGCUUCCUCCCUGAGCUUGAGCUCCACCAUCAAGGCCAUUGGUCUGGCUAGCUCUGCUCCUGCCAACGGUGCUGCUGCCUCCGUCUCCGGCUGGGGUACUGAGUCCUACGGAUCCAGCUCCAUCCCCUCCCAGUUGAAGUACGUCAACGUUAACAUUGUGAGCGAGUCCGUCUGCGCCUCGGGCACCUACGGUUAUGGAAGCGAGAUCAAGUCCAGCAUGAUUUGCGCUGCUGCCAGCGGCAAGGAUGCCUGCCAGGGUGAUUCCGGUGGCCCUCUGGUCUCUGGUGGAGUCCUCGUCGGUGUUGUUUCCUGGGGAUACGGAUGCGCCUACGCCAACUACCCCGGUGUCUACGCCAAUGUUGCCGCUCUCCGCUCCUGGGUGAUCAGCAACGCCUAAGGAUGAAUAGCGUUGUGCGAAAUAAAACGAAUUAACAGAAAAUGUAA
Molecule: messenger RNA, 830 nt
Organism: Drosophila ananassae
Lineage: Eukaryota; Metazoa; Arthropoda; Insecta; Diptera; Drosophilidae
Product: trypsin beta
Exons: 1
Coding region: 22-783 (253 amino acids)
Biological process (GO): proteolysis
Molecular function (GO): serine-type endopeptidase activity
Source: RefSeq, a predicted model, not a curated record